Molecule: messenger RNA, 1512 nt
Organism: Dipodomys ordii (Ord's kangaroo rat)
Lineage: Eukaryota; Metazoa; Chordata; Mammalia; Rodentia; Heteromyidae
Gene: Rab40c
Product: RAB40C, member RAS oncogene family
Exons: 6
Coding region: 1-711 (236 amino acids)
Biological process (GO): intracellular signal transduction; protein localization to plasma membrane
Cellular component (GO): plasma membrane; endosome; synaptic vesicle
Molecular function (GO): GTPase activity; GTP binding
Source: RefSeq, a predicted model, not a curated record
AUGGGGAGGAUCGACUACAAGACGACCACCAUAUUGCUGGAUGGCCGGCGAGUCAAGCUGGAGCUCUGGGACACGUCGGGCCAAGGGAGGUUCUGCACCAUCUUCAGGUCCUACUCCAGGGGCGCCCAGGGGAUCCUCCUGGUGUACGACAUCACUAACCGAUGGUCCUUUGAUGGGAUUGACCGGUGGAUCAAGGAGAUUGAUGAGCACGCACCUGGGGUCCCCCGGAUCCUGGUCGGGAACCGACUGCACCUGGCCUUCAAGCGUCAAGUCCCAACAGAGCAGGCCCGUGCCUAUGCCGAGAAGAACUGCAUGACCUUCUUCGAAGUCAGCCCCCUGUGCAACUUCAACGUCAUCGAGUCCUUCACGGAACUCUCCCGCAUUGUGCUCAUGAGGCAUGGCAUGGAGAAGAUCUGGAGGCCCAAUCGAGUUUUCAGCCUGCAAGACCUCUGCUGCCGUGCCAUCGUCUCCUGCACCCCCGUCCACCUCAUUGACAAGCUUCCGCUGCCAGUCACCAUCAAGAGCCACCUCAAGUCCUUCUCGAUGGCCAACGGCAUGAACGCCGUCAUGAUGCACGGCCGCUCCUACUCCCUGGCCAGCGGGGCUGGGGGCAGCGCCAGCAAAGGCAACAGCCUCAAGAGGUCCAAGUCCACCCGCCCCCCUCAGAGCCCGCCUCAGAACUGCUCUCGCAGCAACUGCAAGAUCUCCUAGCGGGACUGGUGGGCACCGCCCGUGCAGACUCUGGGAGCUCGUGCUGGGGCACUCCCGGUCGAGUGCUGGAAGGCUUGGCCACACAGCCCUGCCCAGGAAGCACCAGGCUUCCCACACCUGUGUCAGGUGAAAGGGGCGGUCCCAUGGGAGAUGACACCCCCCUCCCCCCCCCACACACACCCUGGGCAGAGGGGCCGCUGGUGCUACAGGGGCCCAGGUCUGAACUAGCCCGGAUUCCAGGGCUACCUGGGCUCCGGCUGGGAGGAAGCCUGGCUCCCCCAUUUAUAUGGAGAACGUUUCAGCGUUUUGUACAUUUUUACAGACCUGUCAGGGAAGCCUGGGCGCAGCCGUGAGGGGGCUUGCGCUUGCACAGCCACGCCAGCUGUGGGGCUCGGGGCUGGGAGCAGUGAAGGAGGGGGUCAGCACCAAAGCUGGAUGUUCUUUGGACUGGCAUGCACCUCUCCUGGGGUGCUCAGAGGCCCUCUGGAAAUAGAAGGGCCAGACACUGGUGGCCGAGACUCAGCUCAGCUUCCAUGUCUGACCCAGGUGGCAAGUGUGCUGGGCCCAGGGAAGAUGGAUCCCCUGCAGCCCUCUCUGGAUGAUGUCACCCCCAUACACCAGAGCUCCAGCAACUCCCAGGAGAGUGAGGGCGAGGGUGUGCCCUGGAGCCUCACUUCCGCCCCUUUCUGGUGCGCCCUUCUCCCCGAUGCUUCCGGUGGUGUUUACUAUAUACAGACUAGCCCAGCACCUCCAGACUGAGCAUGCAGAGCCAUCUGCAGACCUUAAGUACUUGGUGGGCCG